Messenger RNA from Mirounga angustirostris (Northern elephant seal), 2181 nucleotides. It is a transcript of the gene UBXN11, whose product is annotated as UBX domain protein 11. Gene Ontology annotation, molecular function: ubiquitin binding. Lineage: Eukaryota; Metazoa; Chordata; Mammalia; Carnivora; Phocidae. The transcript has 15 exons. Gene Ontology annotation, biological process: proteasome-mediated ubiquitin-dependent protein catabolic process. The record is from RefSeq and is a predicted model, not a curated record. Bases 175 to 1626 code for a protein of 483 amino acids.
AUAGAAUUCGAGCACAGGCGGUGGUUUCCUGCUGGGACCCCCUUGAAUUAGCCAAUGAGAAGCGCACGGGUCCUGGUCGCCCGGGAAACCGCGUGACAACAAGAUGGCGGCGCCGCGGGACGGCUCCGUGGCGUGCGUGGGAGUCCCUGACAGCUAGAGUCUAGAAGUAGAACUAUGAGCUCCCCUUUGGCCUCCCUUGGCAAGACCCGAAGAGUCCCCCUGCAGUCAGAGCCUGUGAAUCCAGGCAGGCGAGGGAUAAAAAUUUACGGAGAUGAAGACGAGGCAGAUGUGCUGAAUAAUGGACUUGGCUCAGAAGAGAGGCUCUCUGUCCCUUCCUGCUAUGGCGCUGUAGGUGCCCCUGUGAGGAGACAAGACCCCGUGUUCCAUGACUCGGAGCUGGUGGCCACCUUGACCAGGAAGAUGCGGGAUCUGGAGCAGCAAGUGAGGUCUCAGGCUGAUGAGCUGCUGUCCAAGGAUCGGAAGAUACGGGCCCUGGAGGAAAUGGUGCAGACGCUCCAGGAGCACCAGGGGCCGGUGACGGAGCCCCGGGAGCUGGAGACCACAUGCUUGCGGCUCCAGCGGCAGGUCGGCGAGAUGGAGCGGUUCCUUGGUGACUAUGGCCUGCAGUGGGUGGGCGAGCCCGUGGACCAGGAGGACUCAGACGACCAGUCAGACUCAGAGGAUGGCAAGAGGGACUGGAUGACAGCCAAGAAGUUCUGGAAACCAGGGGACUCACUGGCGCCCCCCCAGGUGGACUUUGACAGGCUGCUGGCCGGCCUGAAGGAUCUCAGUGAGCUGGUGGUAGACGGUGACACCCAGGUGACACGAAUGCCCAGUGGAGCGCGGCUCCGCGCCCUUGAGCCCAUCCCACUGAAGCUCUAUCGGAAUGGCCUCGUGAUGUUCGAUGGGCCCUUCCGGCCCUUCCAUGACCCCUCCACGCAGCGCUGCCUCCGAGACAUUCUGGAUGGCUUCUUCCCCUCAGAGCUCCAGCGGCUGUACCCCGACGGGGUCCCCUUUAAGGUGAGUGAUUUGCGCAAUCAGGUCUACCCAGAGAACGGGCUGGACCCGUUCCCAGGUGAGGGCCGCGUGGUGGGCCAACAGAGGAUUCACAAGCUGCUGGACAGGAUGGAGCGCCCAGGCUCCAGGAUGACUGCUGAGAAGUUUCUGAACAGGCUUCCCAAGUUUGUGAUCCGGAAAGGCGAGGUGAUUGAUAUCCGGGGACCCAUCCGGGAUACCUUGCAGAACUGCUGCCCAUUGCCUGCCCGGAUCCAGGAGAUCGUGGUGGAGACACCAGCCUUGGCUGCUGAGAGGGAGAGGAGCCAAGAGUCACCCGAGUCAACGGCGCCCCUGCUCUCCAUGCUACGCAUCAAGUCUGAGAAUGGUGAGCAGGCUUUCCUGCUGAUGAUGCGGCCUGAGGACACCGUUGGUGAUGUUCGCACCCUGCUCGCACAGGCCAGGGCUGUGGACGCCACCACCUUCGAGAUCAUCAGCACAUUUCCACCCACGGUCUACCACGACGACACGGUCACACUGCAGGCCGCGGGCCUGGUGCCCAAUGCAGCGCUGCUGCUUCGGGCGAGUCGGGCCCCACCGCCUGCUCCAGGACCCGGCCCCUACUCCAAAUAAAGCGCCCGCUCCCACACAGGCUGCUCCGCGAGGCUCUCUUGGCGGGGCGGCCCAGCUGGACGCCAGGGAAGGCCGGGGGCCCAGCUGGGCCAGGGAGGGGGCGGUGCCGACCCGCCCCCUCUGUAACUCGAGCCCCAGCUGGCGGCCCUGGCUGCUGGGUCUUUGUCCUUUAGGUUCCUCUUUCUCCCCACAAGGGCUGAACAGAUCCAGUGGAGGGAAGGCGGGCUCCAGCCCAGCCUCAGCUGGUGUGGAAGAACCUCCCGUGCAAGUGUGCCCCUGAUAGGCACAGAACCACAGCACAUGGGGACACUUCCUCAACUUUCUGCACAAAGCCACUGUCCCCAAACUGGCAGGACUGCAGCUGUGAACCCACUGCCAUGACACACACUUUGAGCCAGUCUGCUGAAACACGGGCAGGCGGCCACAUGGCCUGGACACAUUACUGACUGGCAUACAGAUGUGCCAGACUCACCAAGCCGGGCGUGUCAGGACACCAUCACAUGCGUGUGCAUCAGGAGGUGACCCACCCACACUGUUUCCAAAAACGCAGGUCCG